Pogona vitticeps (central bearded dragon) is the source of this 4657-nucleotide messenger RNA. It is a transcript of the gene CNKSR2, whose product is annotated as connector enhancer of kinase suppressor of Ras 2. Gene Ontology annotation, molecular function: protein binding. NCBI's taxonomy places the organism in Eukaryota, Metazoa, Chordata, Lepidosauria, Squamata, Agamidae. Gene Ontology annotation, biological process: regulation of signal transduction. The record is from RefSeq and is a predicted model, not a curated record. Gene Ontology annotation, cellular component: membrane; cytoplasm.
GCCACCUCCUCCUCCUUCUCUUCUUCCUCCUCCUCCUCCUCCGCUGGAGCUGCUGCUGCUUCGCGCUUGAAGCCAACAGAAGCUGCCUCGGGAGCCCACCGAGAGGCCACCCGGACGCGCUCGCCUCGCGUUUCCCCGCCUUCCAUCCCGCUUCUGCUGACCAAAAAGUUUGCCUCAUGGCGCUUAUUAUGGAACCUGUCAGUAAAUGGACUCCGAGCCAAGUGGUGGACUGGAUGAAAGGUCUUGAUGAUUGCCUGCAGCAGUAUAUCAAGAAUUUUGAAAGAGAAAAGAUUGGUGGAGACCAGUUACUACGGAUCACUCACCAAGAACUGGAAGAUCUAGGGGUUACACGAAUUGGUCAUCAAGAACUUAUCUUAGAAGCUGUUGACCUCCUCUGUGCACUGAACUAUGGAUUGGAAACGGAAAACCUAAAAACACUAUCUCACAAGUUGAAUGCAUCUGCCAAAAACCUUCAGAAUUUUAUAACGGGGAGGAGAAGGAGUGGCCACUAUGAUGGUAGAACAAGCAGAAAGUUACCAAAUGAUUUCCUUACCUCAGUGGUGGAUCUGAUUGGUGCAGCAAAAAGUCUUCUGGCUUGGCUAGACAGAUCACCUUUUGCUGCUGUGACAGAUUAUUCUGUAACACGAAAUAAUGUCAUACAACUCUGUCUUGAAUUAACAACAAUUGUACAGCAGGACUGUACAGUAUAUGAAACGGAGAACAAAAUUCUUCAUGUGUGCAAGACUUUAUCUGGUGUCUGUGACCACAUAAUCUCGCUUUCAUCGGAUCCUCUUGUGUCUCAAUCUGCUCACCUGGAAGUGAUCCAGCUAGCAAACAUCAAACCAAGCGAAGGGCUGGGUAUGUACAUUAAAUCAACAUAUGAUGGUCUCCAUGUUAUUACUGGGACAACAGAAAAUUCACCUGCAGAUCGAUGUAAGAAAAUCCAUGCUGGAGAUGAAGUGAUUCAAGUUAACCACCAAACUGUGGUGGGGUGGCAGUUGAAAAAUUUGGUGAAUGCACUACGAGAGGAUCCGAGUGGUGUUAUCUUAACUUUGAAAAAGCGACCUCAGAGCAUGCUUACCUCAGCACCAGCUUUACUGAAAAAUAUGAGAUGGAAGCCCCUUGCUCUGCAGCCUCUUGCACCUAGAAGUCCUACAAGCAGUGUGGCAACACCAUCCAGUACUAUCAGCACACCUACAAAAAGAGACAGUUCAGCACUUCAGGACCUCUACAUACCUCCUCCUCCAGCAGAGCCUUAUAUUCCCAGGGAUGAAAAGGGGAAUCUUCCAUGUGAUGAUCUUGGAAGACACCUAGCAGGAAAGCCAGUACAUAAGGGUUCGGAAUCUCCUAAUUCAUUCCUUGACCAAGAAUACAGAAAGCGUUUUAAUGUAGUGGAAGAAGAUGCUGUCUUGUACUGUUAUGAAUAUGAGAAAGGAAGAACAAGUAGCUCUGGACGAAGGGAGAGCACCCCAACCUAUGGUAAACUAAGACCUAUAUCAAUGCCAGUAGAAUAUAACUGGGUAGGGGAUUAUGAAGAUCCCAGCAAGACAAAAAGAGAUACUAGGAGAGAGAAUUCAUUACUUCGAUAUAUGAGCAAUGAGAAAAUAGCUCAAGAAGAUUACAUGUUUCAAAGAAAUAGCAAAAAGGACACAGGCAAAAAAUCCAAAAAGAAGGGCGAUAAAGGCAACAGUCCUAGUCAUUACUCUCUACUACCUAGUUUACAAAUGGACUCAUUAAGGCAAGAUAGCAUGAGCACACCUGGGCCAGAAACAUCCAUGUAUCAUACUUUUCAGCAGUCUUCUCUACAGCACAAGUCUAAGAAGAAGAAUAAAGGUCUUGCACCAAGUAAGAGUAAAAGGCGAAUUUCUUGCAAAGAUCUUGGUCGUGGAGAUUGUGAAGGGUGGCUCUGGAAAAAGAAAGAUGCCAAGAGUUAUUUCUCACAAAAAUGGAAAAAGUAUUGGUUUGUUCUGAAGGAUACAUCUCUUUAUUGGUAUAUCAAUGAGGAGGAUGAAAAAGCAGAAGGCUUCAUUAGUCUCCCAGAAUUUAAAAUUGAUCGAGCCAGUGAAUGUCGUAAAAAGUAUGCAUUCAAGGCCUGCCAUCCUAAGAUCAAAAGCUUUUACUUUGCUGCUGAACAUCUAGAUGACCUCAACAGGUGGUUAAACAGAAUUAAUAUGCUUGCUGCUGGGUGUGCAGAAAGAGAGAGGAUCAAACAAGAACAUGAUUACUGGAGUGAAAGUGAUAAGGAAGAAGUAGAUACACCAUCAACACCGAAACAGGACAGUCCACCUCCGCCAUAUGAUACAUAUCCACGACCUCCUUCAAUGAGUUGCACAAGCCCCUUUGUGGAACCAAAGCAUAGCCGACUUUCAUCCACUGAAACUUCCCAAUCACAGUCUUCACAUGAAGAGUUCCGCCAAGAGCCAGUCGGGAGCACUACUGAAUCUCCCAUCCGCAAAACAGCCAGUCAGAGACGCUCAUGGCAGGAUUUAAUAGAAACACCUCUGACAAGUUCAGGACUGCACUAUCUUCAGACUCUACCCCUUGAAGACUCUGUUUUCUCUGAUUCAGCAGUUAUAUCUCCAGAACACAGACGGCAAUCAACUCUUCCUACUCAGAAGUGCCACCUGCAGGAUCACUAUGGCCCUUUCCCCUUAGUAGAGGGUGAGAGAAUCCAAGCACUCAAUGGGAAUGGAGGAAAGCCCCGCAGUUAUACUCUGCCACGGGAUAGCGGGUUCAACCAUUGCUGCCACAUGCUUUCUGUCAGUGCCUCGAGUCAUCCAGAAGAAGUGCCACAAAAGGACCAGGAGGGUGAGGAAGGAGGGGGAGAAGUUGCAGCAGAAAACCAAGAAGAUGAAAGCUAAAGCACUGCGAGAGUUGAUAGAACUUCCCCAUGCCAACUCGGAUCCACUUCUCUUGGCACUGAACUGAUUGGAUUCACAGAUUGAUAAACUAUUGGUUAGAGAAUGUAGAUCGGAGAGAAUUGGCACAACGGAGACUCAUCUUCAGCCUCUUGCAAGCAACCUCUAAUGUCCUGCAUUCAGAAAGCCAAUCAAUUCUUCAUGAAUAACUUUGAUGUUUAUAAGCCAGAAUUGACUUUAAAAUAUAAACAACCAAAUGCCUGGGUAAGGGACUUCCAGGAAAACUCUUACAAGGGGGAAAAAUCUGUGGCCCAACUAAAUUGCUUUUAUUUUUGAAGAAUGCAUUCUUUCUACAGAGGGACUAGGCACAAUAUCAGACCCAGGCUUCAUGGAAUACAAUUGCAAAAAAUACUGCCGCCAAUUUGGGAAAAACAGAAGGGAAGAGAGACAUGGCAGGGAAAGGGCUGUGGAUGCUCAGAUGUGUUCCACAGUCUUCAAGGAAUGAAAGAAGCAUCAGCUCUGGUAACUAUAAAAUCCUAUUUUGAAGAUUAACUUCAGUUACUUCCAUCCUGACAAAGGGAAGAAGGAAGCUAAUACUGUGCUUUUUCACAUUAUUAAAGGAAGAUAUCAAGCUGUAUACUACAAAUGAAAUGUAUUCUAUCUAGUCCAAGCACACUCAGACUAUUCUGAGAAUUAACAAUCCAGUCCUGCGGUUACUUGGAAGUAAAUCCUAUUCACUUCAGUGGAGUUAAUACUGAAUCUACACAAGUUGACAGCAGAUCCAUUCAUUUAAAUCCAGGUCUAGUUAAAAUGUCAAGGGGAGGGUCUCAUUUUAAAUGUAAAAAAUCACAUGCACUUGGGAACUGCUACCCCCCCUCAUGUGCUGCUUGCGCUUCUUGUAGUCUUCCUCACCCUUGACCCCAAGAGCUUUUCUUGGGGACAUUAGUGGCAUAAUGUGGAGGGUUCCGUUUAUUUUCUCUGAAAAAUCUCCAUCUUGUUUACUUACAAUUGGAGCAGACCUGAGUUUAAACAGACAGGCUGUCACAUGUAGCUUGAGUUUUGCUUUCAGGUAAGUAGGCUUAGAAAUGCAACAGAGUUUGCAGACCAGUUUAUAAUGAUUGAUCAGAUGGUAUACAAAUAUUGAUGUCAUGACAGUGAAGCUGAUGCUUCAUACUGAAGUGUUUCAAACUCUGCAGAAGGAAGUCUUCAAUUUCUCCUUACCUUCUAGGACUUAAAUGUGAGUGAUGUUGCCUUGCAGCAUAGGCGUAAAGUAUUCUAUGUUCAUAAUCUAUAGGAGACAAUAAUGGGGCCAAGAUUUUGUCUGAAUGUCUUCCUGAGUAAAUCCAGGUAUUGUGGAUCAUUAUAUGGGUCUCCUAUGGAUCAUUAUUUGCCUGUAUCUCUGUGAUUGGAUGUGGAUUUUUUUUCUAUUUUUGGCUAAGGGUGUACUGUAAUGUCAAUGCUGAUUUCUUGAUAUUUCAUACUAUUCUAUGAAGAGAGAAUUUUAAAAUGUAUUUUGAAAUGUUUUAUUUCUGUCAGGUCAAUGUAUGGUAUUGCAUUAUGUUAAUACCAAUAAAAUAUAUAGAGUUAUUUAUAUACAAAUGCAUAUAUUUCCCUUUUUGUAGAUGAGAAAGGUAUGUUUUUUCACAGGUGAAUAAUGCAUAGUGUCUGCUUAACAGCAGUUUGGAAAUUCAAAUAGCUUUAAUGUGUGUGUGAUUUUUUUAAAAUAAGUAAAUAAAAUCCUGUACAUUGUCGACCAAUCCACAGGAAAUUCAUUAUAAUGCAUUAUUGAACCUUGUAUA